Molecule: messenger RNA, 3463 nt
Organism: Brassica napus (rape)
Lineage: Eukaryota; Viridiplantae; Streptophyta; Magnoliopsida; Brassicales; Brassicaceae
Product: probable fucosyltransferase 9
Exons: 3
Coding region: 1619-3199 (526 amino acids)
Biological process (GO): xyloglucan biosynthetic process; cell wall biogenesis
Cellular component (GO): membrane; Golgi apparatus
Molecular function (GO): galactoside 2-alpha-L-fucosyltransferase activity
Source: RefSeq, a predicted model, not a curated record
CUUGGUCAUGACGAUGAGAAUUACGCAAGCAUAUCAGUUGGUAAAUGCAGAUACAUUGUGUGGGUGGCGGUUUACGGGCUUGGAAACAGAAUACUCACUCUUGCAUCUGUCUUCCUCUAUGCUCUCUUGACAAACAGAGUCGUUCUUGUUGAUCAAAGCAAAGACAUUAGUGAUCUCUUCUGCGAGCCGUUUCCAGGUACUUCAUGGUUACUCCCUCGUGACUUCCCACUGAUGAAGCAGAUUGAUGGAUACAACAAGGAGUACUCUCGUUGUUACGGAACAAUGUUGAAUAAUCAUGCCAUUAGCACAAACUCAACCCCACGGCAUCUUUAUCUUCAUAUCUUACAUGAUUCAAGAGAUGAAGAUAAAAUGUUCUUUUGCACAAAGGAUCAAGAUAUGAUCGAUAAGGUUCCUUGGUUGAUAGUCAAAGCCAACGUCUACUUUGUUCCAUCUCUGUGGUUUAAUCCAACUUUUCAGACCGAACUGAUGAAGCUAUUCCCUCAGAAAGAAGCAGUGUUUCAUCACUUGGCUCGCUAUCUUUACCACCCCACCAAUCAAGUUUGGGGUAUGAUCACUAGGUACCACGAUGCUCACUUAGCCAGAGCAGACGAUAGGCUCGGGAUUCAAAUACGUGUGUUCAGCGACAAAGCGGGAUACUUCCAACACGUCAUGGACCAGAUCUUGUCAUGCACGCAAAGAGAGAAGCUAUUACCAAAAGUAGUCUCACAAGAAGAGUCAAAGCUCAAUAUGUCUGAAAGCCAGAAACUCAAAGCUGUUCUUGUCACAUCUCUGUAUCCAGAGUACGCUGAUCGCCUCAAGAACAUGUUUUGGGAACAACCUAGCUCAACAGGAGAGUUAAUCGAAGUUUAUCAACCAAGUGGAGAAAGGUAUCAGCAGACUGAUAACAAGCUUCACGACCAAAAGGCCUUGGCUGAGAUGUAUCUUCUGAGUUUGACGGAUAACAUUGUCACAAGCGCAAGGUCCACGUUCGGAUACGUUGCACAUAGUUUAGGAGGUUUAAAGCCUUGGUUACUCUAUCAACCAAGGGAUGCUUCAGCUCCUGAUCCGCCGUGUGUUCGAUCCACGUCAAUAGACCCGUGUCACCUUACUCCUCCUUCUCAUGGAUGUGAUGCUGAUUGGGGAACUGACUCAGGGAAGGUUGUUCCUUUUGUAAAGCAUUGUGAGGAUCGAGACAAUGAUGGUCUGAAGCUAUUUGAUGAGUUAUAAUAGUUCUUGUUUAUUAUAGCUUUAUUUCAUUUGAUUAUUGCGUUACUGAAACAGAGGAUCAGUGUUGUCCUUCUCGUCUAUAAUAAUCAUUCAUAUGAUCUUUACACUUUACAGUUUUACAAUUCUAUCUAAAUUUUGGAAACAAAUCAUUACAAUAGAUCAUAGAUGAUGUGGUAACAUAUCUUAUUUUUGGCAAAUACAGAAACAUAUUUAAAUUAAUUAAACAUGGUAAAUAAUAAAUAUGACAUGUAACAAUCUUAUUGGGUAAGUGAUUUUUUUAUUAUUUCCUAACAUUUUUUAAGACUUAAGACUUUUUAGUUAUGCAUUAAGAUUUGAAGAUAUUGUAGUCAAGUAUACCUCUUAGAGCUCUUCAUCUUGUGACGGUCACAAAAUGAGAGCCCACUCGCAUCUCCUUCAUCCAAAACUCAGAUUCAACAUGAAGAAACUGGAAGACAACAUCUCGUUUAAGAUCUCAGGUAUGACGAAGCUCACAAUAACAUUCGCCACAUGCUUAGUACUUUCAAUGGUGCUACUACUACCAUCUUACAACAUCUCCAACCUUCACAAGUCUCAUCUUACAACCACAGGAGGCCUUCUUGCAACAGGUUUUGAUGAGGAAUCUUGCUUGAGUAGGUACCAUCAAUCAUCUUUACGCAAACCUUCACCAUUCAAACCAUCUACAAACCUUGUCUCUAAGCUAAGAAGCUACGAGAUGCUUCACAAGCGUUGCGGUCCAAACACAGAUGCUUACAAGAGAGCUACAAAGCGGCUUGGUAACAACAACAAUGUAAUAAACAGCAACGGUGAUGAUUGUCAGUACGUAGUGUGGACGCCUAUGUUCGGUCUAGGAAACAGAAUACUUUCCAUGGUCUCUGUCUUCACCUAUGCUCUCAUAACAGAUAGAGUCAUGCUUGUCGACCAAAGGAACGAUAUAACCGACCUCUUCUGUGAGCCUUUUCCCGGUACUUCCUGGUUACUUCCUUUAGAUUUUCCAUUGACUGAUCAGAUAGAUAGCUUCAACCGUACGCAUUCGCAUUGUUACGGUACCAUGUUGAAGAAUCAUACCGUUAACACAACUACAAGACCGUCACAUCUUUAUAUUGAUAUCUUCCAUGACUCAAGGGAUCAUGAUAAGAUGUUCUUCUGUGAAGAGAACCAAGCUUUCAUCAAGAACGUCCCUUGGCUAGUAGUGAAAUCUAAUCUUUACUACGCUCCAUCUCUAUGGUUGAUACCUAGCUUUCAGACCAAACUCAUCAAGCUGUUCCCACAGAAAGACACAGUCUUCCACCACUUGAGCCAUUAUCUUUUCCACCCGACAAACCAAGUUUGGGGAAUGGUCACAAGAUCCUACAACGCUUACUUAUCAAGAGCUGACGAAGUACUAGGUCUUCAAAUAAGAGUGUUCAGCACGCCAGCUGGUUAUUUUCAGCACGUGAUGGACCAAAUCAUGUCAUGCACACAAAGAGAGAAGCUCUUGCCUGAACUAGCUACAAAAGGAUCACAAAAUAUAACGAAGACACUGAGACUCAAAGCUGUUCUCGUCACAUCUCUGCAUCCAGAGUACUCUGAUGAGCUAAAGAACAUGUUUUUAGAACGGCCUAGUUCAACGGGAGAGAUCAUUGAAGUGUAUCAGCCAAGUGGAGAAAGGGUUCAACAAACAGACAAGAAGGUGCACGACCAAAAGGCACUCGCGGAGAUCUAUCUUCUGAGUUUAACUGAUAAGCUUGUGACAAGCACAAGGUCUACGUUUGGAUACGUAGCUCAAGGUCUAGGAGGAUUAAAGCCAUGGAUACUCUACGAGCCAAGGCACAACAAAGCUCCUGACCCGCCGUGUGUUAGGGCCAUGUCUAUGGAGCCUUGUUCUCUUAAAGCACCAAUCUCUGCUUGUCAAGCUGAGACAAUCAAAACCACCCCUUUUGUUAAGUACUGUGAGGACCGGAUCACAGGGAUUAAGCUAGUUGAUGAACUUUGAUUGUAACCCUUCAUUAAUGUUACCUACCAAACUUUCUAAAAACUCAAAAUAAUCACCAAAGUUUGUAACCCAUUGAAUGCAUAUAAAUCAGGUUAGCCUUUAUCAUUUAUGUAUGCAUGGGUUAAUAUGUCGCAUUCUAAAGUUCACUUAUCUAAUUAAGAAAAAUAGAAUAUGCAAAAAAAAAAAAACGUUACAGAACAAGUAAUGCAUUAAACUUUGGAAGUAAAUAUGAAGAUAACGAUUCAAGCAUACCCGUGUAGCUCU